AUGACUGAUAUUGGUGCAAUAAUUGAAAGGCAACGAAUUCUACAAAAUUUACCUCGAUCAUCAUCGAAUGCGAAUGAUUUUGCCUACGAUAAGUAUCACACUAUUGAAGAGAUUCAUGCUUGGGUUGAUCAAAUGGUUGCAACGUAUCCAGAAAUGGUCACACCAUUUACCGUCGGGAAAUCAUAUGAAAAUAGAGACAUGAAAGGCUUCCAAAUUUCAUCAAAGAAAAUGGCAACUAAGCGUGACGGCACCAAAGUCACCUCAAAAAGGGCUGUUUGGUGGGAUGGAGGAAUUCAUUCUCGAGAGUGGAUUAGUCCAGCAACGGUCAUCUACAUUGCCUAUUCUCUUCUGUCAAAGUAUGGUCAAGAUUCGACCAUUACACAUCUAGUUGAUCAAUUUGAUUAUUAUAUUUUGCCUGUAUUCAAUGUUGAUGGCUAUGCAUAUACAUGGACAAAAGAUCGAUUAUGGCGAAAGACUCGUAGCAAAACGACGGUUGCAAACUGUUCUGGUGCUGAUCCGAACCGUAACUGGGAUUAUGAUUUUUGUAAAAACGGUUCUUCCCAUGAUCCUUGUGAUGAUACUUUCUGUGGUGAAAAAGCAUUUUCUGAAAUUGAAACAGCUCAAAUAGCAAAAUUCAUCACUGGUCAACGAGGCGCAAUUGUGAACUAUAUUAAUUUUCAUUCGUACUCACAAUUGUGGAUGUCACCAUGGUCUUAUUCAACCACAAGACCGCCACAAUUCGAGUUACAAGAUGAUGGAUCUAUCCAAGCUGUCGAUGCACUCACUUCUGUGCAUGGCACUAAGUAUCAGCAUGGCAGUGUUGCUCAACUUAUUUCUCCUACAUCGGGUAGUACAAUUGAUUGGACCUAUGGCAUAGCUAAUGUGACAUUUAGCUAUGGUGUCGAACUUCGUGAUACUGGUGAAUAUGGAUUUUUGCUUCCCGAAAACCAAAUCAUUCCAAGUGGUGAAGAAACAUUGGCUGGCCUCAAAGCCUUACUUCAAUACAUCGAAAACCACGUCUACACUUCCCAUGCAGUCAAAAAUUUUAGAAUGUCCAAAAUUGAGCAUUUUAACGGUCGCCACUUUCUUACACUUUAA
Molecule: messenger RNA, 1098 nt
Organism: Rotaria sp. Silwood1
Lineage: Eukaryota; Metazoa; Rotifera; Eurotatoria; Philodinida; Philodinidae
Source: the annotation of a GenBank genome assembly